Trematosphaeria pertusa is the source of this 1840-nucleotide messenger RNA. RefSeq lists its product as uncharacterized. The coding region runs from base 70 to 1794 and encodes 574 amino acids. The transcript has 2 exons. Lineage: Eukaryota; Fungi; Ascomycota; Dothideomycetes; Pleosporales; Trematosphaeriaceae. The record is from RefSeq and is a predicted model, not a curated record.
CAGCAUUUCGACCUCCUAAUUCAUCGACUUCCUACCUAUCGCAUAUAAUAGUGCGCAGAUGCAAAAGCCAUGGCAACACAUGAUAACGAAGCGCACGGCUCGACCUUCGAUAAUAACUGCCGCUGGCCGAGACGGCUUCUGCACCUUGCUACGUUGACAUCCUACCCCUGGGAGCCCGGAAACCGAUAUGGUUGCUAUAUAGAGCCAGAAUACUUCGCGAUUUCGUAUACCUGGGGUCGAUGGGAGCUAGAAGAGGGAGACUACCCCGGUAUUCCGCAUUUGGACUUCCAUACCCCAUGGAAUAUUCCCCGCGUUAACCCCAACCGCUUUACCCAGAAACAAUUCAUCGACGUUAUUCAAGGCUUACCGAAGCUCAGCGACAAACCGAUAGAAUUUCUCUGGCUUGAUGUAGCCUGCAUUGACCAACGCGAGCGAUCCCACGAGAAAGCCAUGGAGAUUGGUCGCCAAGGGGUUAUCUUUCGUGGGGCUUACCGCGUAUUCGCCUGGUUGUAUACAUACAACAGGAGCGAACUUCGGUCGAUAAGCGAACAGCUCGCCAGCUACUGGCGAUAUGUGUGGAACCCUUUGCUGAAGAACAAGGCAACGACGGAGGAUAUCGCGGAGGUGGUAGGCAACAUUAUUUCAACGUUGGAGAAAUACACGGCGGACCCAUGGUUUACCUCCCUAUGGACGCUACAAGAGGCAUAUAUCCGUCCUGACGCUCUGCUGUUGGAUCGAGACGGAGAUCAGUGGCUUGCGAAGAUAAACUCGAUUUCGCCACGUUUUAGUGAAGAGGAAGUUCCUAUAGGAGUGGAGGACGUUUUCGAGAGCUUUGAUAUGCUCUACAGAGCCAUGAAUGAGUUGCCCAUUUUCUGUCAUAACCAGGACUUGCACGGCAUUCGAGAUCGGAUUGAAGCAACGGGAUGCGCCGCGCUGAAGACCAGGAUCCCGACAAUACUCCUUAGUGCGUCCCAGAAGCGGAAGAUCGGUCCAAAGAAUACCAAUGAUAGAGUUUACGGGAUCAUGCAAGCCUUUGGUCUCAAACUAGGCGUAUCUGAGCCAGACUCUCCGCCUCACGCUAUUUACGACUUGGAGACGCUAGAGGAUCAGCUCGGAGCAAAGCUUAUGGAAACAACGCCGGCAAUGAGCCAGUUGUUUACACAUUCAAAGCCUGCCCCUGUUGGAAAGGCCUGGAGGAUGAGUUACAACACCUUCAUUCCUCAUUUGGCAACUCUCGCGAGCUCCGUCAUCAGAAUGAGCUCCUUCGAAACGACCACUACGCUGUCUACAAGAAACAUAGGCGAUACAGUGGUUGGUCACUUCUCCGGACCGACAUGCUCCAUACAACAAUUAGUGUAUCCCUGGCGAGAAUACCAUGUGAACCAACAACUGACCGGGUACUUUGGGAACAGCGUAGGGGUUGCUCUUGAUGAUAUGGUCGGCCUAACCCCACCUUUAAAACUUUGGAAGUUCUUUGGUGUAGGGGAAGGGGAGUAUUCACUCGUUGACUGGUUCAAGAACGAAGGAUUAACAGUUAUGGUUCACAUGCUUGGUCGAAGCGUCAAUCUGCCGAAAAAUUACGCAGAAAACACCCCUAUGCGGGCAGUGCAAGUUGUUGGAUUAUUGCUUCUACGUCCUGAAGAUGCAGUUGGUCCAGAAUGGAGGAGGUUGGGAAUUUGUUGGUGGAGAAUUUGGGAUCAUGAUUACAUGAACCGAGUCGAAGGAAACUCAAGUCUGGCGACUCUUGCUGGUAAGGGAGAUGGGUGGACGCUUCAGCAUGGAACAUUCGGAUAGCUGAGAGCGCUAGAAAAUUCAGCAUUAGGAAAACUUUUUUCGACAU